Messenger RNA from Cyphellophora attinorum, 1194 nucleotides. RefSeq lists its product as uncharacterized. The record is from RefSeq and is a predicted model, not a curated record. The transcript has 4 exons. The coding region runs from base 1 to 1194 and encodes 397 amino acids. NCBI's taxonomy places the organism in Eukaryota, Fungi, Ascomycota, Eurotiomycetes, Chaetothyriales, Cyphellophoraceae.
AUGGGAGUUCCGCUUGGGGGCCGUGGACCCCAGAUGAUCGGGGUCUACACGUUGUUUGUCGCGCUGACGACGAUUGCGAUUGUUCUGCGGGUGUAUACUCGAGUGCUGAUAGUCAAGACAUUUGGCAUUGAUGACUACCUUGCGGUUGCUGCUUGGGCCGUCUUCUGCGUCUUCGCUUCUUUCGCGCUGACUGGCGUCCGCCAUGGCACCGGUCAACAUGCUGAGGAUAUACUGCCGCCAUCAGAAUUGCCCAUCGGCCUCAAGUUCUGGUGGCUCUGCGAGCCAGUCUACGUGCUUUGCAACAUGCUCGCAAAAGCCUCCAUUGCGGUCAUGCUACUCCGCCUAACCGUCAUCCGUACGCACCGCAUCAUCAUCUGGACCGUCUUCACCAUCACCGAGACCUACAGCCUGUUCUUCUUCCUCCUCUUCAUCUUCCAGUGCCAGCCCUCUCAGUACUUUUGGACGCAAUACACCGGCGGAUCUGGCAAAUGCCUCGACCCCAAGAUUGUUCGCCAUCGCUGCGCAGGCGACUGGACAUAUGCGAUACUGCCAUACUUCCUGGUCUGGAAGUUGCAGAUGGAUACCCGGUCGAAGAUGGUAGUGAUCUUCAUCUUAUCGUUGGGCGCGAUUGCAUCGACGGCGACCAUUAUUCGAUUUCCGUAUCUGCACUUAAUGGCCGACAUCGAUGACUUCCUGUACGCAACUACCGACGUCGCUCUCUGGUCAUGUGCCGAGACUGGUCUCGGCAUCACAACAGCCUGUCUCGCUACACUGAGGCCGCUGUUGCGCACUUGGCUCGAAAAGACUGGCAUCGCUUCGACAGGACACCGCCGGAAAGGGGCCAGCAACUUACCUGGGAAACCAGACAUGCCCCCCUCUCGUCGUGGUCACGCUCGUGUCGCCUCCGCAGGACUAGAAGAGUUUGACCUCGGCAUCAGGAAGACCACCAGAGUGAGCGUGGACGAGUUCGGGAAAUGGGACAACAUGGCCCGCGACGUCGAUACCACGGAUGGAGACAGCACAUCGAGCGAGUCGAGCAAGGCACGGAUCAAUGCGACUGUCACUGCGGCACCACGAGAUAUGAACAACCACGCCACGCCUUGGAAUUCGACGGAAGCGAGGGACUUCACCGCCAGGGCCCGAGAUACGGGUGUCGUCGGUAGCGCUUGGGCGGAGGGCAGGGUCCGGCGGUGA